UUGCACGGGCAACGAUUCACAGGCGCAGAAAGCAGUCGUUCUGUCCGCGUCAUUCCGUCCGCUAUCCACAUUCCGCUCAAAAAUAUUCCCCAAGCUGUUUGUUUUCAAGAAGCGAUUUCGACAAGUUUAUUAGAUUACGCAGUCCGUUGCAGUAAUAAAAAGAAUGACUUCUCCCUCUAUUACAAAGUCACCAGACAAUCAAAAGAGCAAUAA
Parnassius apollo (apollo) is the source of this 213-nucleotide messenger RNA. The record is from the annotation of a GenBank genome assembly. NCBI's taxonomy places the organism in Eukaryota, Metazoa, Arthropoda, Insecta, Lepidoptera, Papilionidae.